Molecule: messenger RNA, 1536 nt
Organism: Telopea speciosissima
Lineage: Eukaryota; Viridiplantae; Streptophyta; Magnoliopsida; Proteales; Proteaceae
Product: pseudouridine kinase
Exons: 10
Coding region: 58-1344 (428 amino acids)
Molecular function (GO): kinase activity
Source: RefSeq, a predicted model, not a curated record
GUGCUCAGUAGUGAAAUUGCCACUCGGAACUUGGGAAGCGUUGCAAGAGAGAGGAAGAUGGAGAACAGUGCAGGGAGGCGACUGAACACUCUUAUUCGACAUCUCUUAUUGCAAGAUAAAGGUUCUGUUCAGGUUCUUCAUCCGAAUGGAUUGAGUGGGGAGCGAUUGAAGCAUGCGAAGUCAGAUCCAGUAAUCAUAGGAGGGAUGGUUUUAGACAUCCAUGCUUAUCCUUCUAUCCCUGCCAUUCCCAGAACCACCACUCCCGGCAAGGUUCACUAUGUAGUUGGUGGAGUUGCAAGAAAUGUUGCUGAGUGCAUGUCAAAACUCGGCACUAAGCCUUUCAUGAUUAGUGCCAUUGGACCAGAUAUGGCAGGAAAUUUGUUAUUGGAGCACUGGGAAUCUGUUGGACUUUGUACAGAAGGCAUUCUAAAGGGUCAAGGUAUUGAGACCCCUGUUGUGUGCAAUGUAUUUGAUGUCAAUGGAGAGUUGGCAGCUGCAGUUGCGAGUGUUGAAGCAAUUGAGAAAUUUCUUGCUAAAGAAUGGAUUCAUCAGUUCACUAGCAAUAUUCGUUCUGCUCCCAUAUUGAUGGUUGAUGCAAACUUGAGUCUGCGGUCACUUGAAGCUUCCUGUCAAAUAGCUGCUCAAUCUGGCACUCCUGUGUGGUUUGAGCCUGUAUCAGUUGCAAAAUCCAAAAGAGUUGCCUCUAUCAUUGAGUAUGUAACUUUCACUUCACCUAAUGAAGAUGAACUUAUUGCAAUGGCAAAUGCUGUGUCCAGUGAGGAUUUGUUUUCUCCAAUUCAAAGGGUGGAUAAUGAUGGAAGUACACAGUCUAUAGAAUCUUUUUUCUUAUUACUUAAGCCAGCAAUAUGGGUCUUACUUGAAAAAGGUGUUAAAUUAGUUGUAGUGACUCUUGGAUCAGAUGGAGUGUUCUUAUGUUCUAAAGGUGGAGCAGAGUUUACGACUGUUGAUUUGAAGAACACUGAACCAAGUCACUUUGGGAAACAGCUGAGUGAAAUGGUGACCUUGAAUUGUCGAAAUCAGUUUGUUAACACUGAGAAGUUCAACAAGAGUAGCUCUCAUCUUUCUGUUGUGCAUUUUCCUGCACUUCCUGCAUCAGUUAUGAGGCUUACAGGGGCUGGUGAUUGCUUGGUUGGUGGAACUCUAGCAUCUCUUUCUGCUGGUUUAAACAUGAUGCAAAGUAUGGCAGUUGGUAUAGCAACUGCAAAAGCAGCUGUGGAGACUAGGAAGAAUGUACCUUCUGAGUUUUGUCUAGCUACAAUCGCAGAUGAUGCGAGGAGAGUAUAUUCUUCGGCAAGGGUUGUGUUUGAUCAAUCAGUUGUGUAAAUUAUCAGUCUUUGUGGUCCUUGAGAAUGGAGAAAUGGAUGCUAAAUUCAUCUCAGGAGAACCUUUCGCUGAGUCUGCCUGGAGAGCUCUGUGGUGAGAGGCAUAUAAUGGUGGAUCACAAUCCCUUGUCUCAUUGUAUGUGAACUAUGUCUUCCAUCUAUAAAUAUAAUCAAAUUUUAAUAUUUAUGAUAA